Molecule: messenger RNA, 8301 nt
Organism: Rhopilema esculentum
Lineage: Eukaryota; Metazoa; Cnidaria; Scyphozoa; Rhizostomeae; Rhizostomatidae
Biological process (GO): telomere capping; regulation of telomere maintenance via telomerase
Cellular component (GO): chromosome, telomeric region; nuclear telomere cap complex
Molecular function (GO): telomerase inhibitor activity; G-rich strand telomeric DNA binding
Source: RefSeq, a predicted model, not a curated record
UGAGCGCUAUACAUCAGGGGGUGCACCAUUGAUUGUGUAGCGAACUUCAGAAAUUAAAAUGGUGUAAAGAUCGUUGUAAAAUGGCGUCUGUGCCACUUAAGCAGCUGCAAGUUGGUAGCAAGUUGAAUACGCCAGUGUACGGCGUUGUCACAGCUUUUCAGUGUCCGAAGAUUGACUGCAAUGGCAAUUAUUAUUCAACCAUCACAAUUAAAGAUCCAAGCCUCGAAAAAGAAGACGGUAUCUGCUGCUUCUUCUUCCAAAAAUCAGAGGAGAAUCUACCUAAAAUCAAAACUGUCGGUGAUGUUGUAAGGCUAAAAGGCCUGUAUGUUACCAUGUUCAAGCGUUGCCGACAACUAAAAGCCAGACCUAAUUGCUCUUGGGUUGUUGCUCAUCCAGAUGGAGCCAUUGAUUUAUUUUCUUAUAAGGCUGACAAAUCAGAUAUGGAAAAGCUCAAGCAGCUUAGUGACUGGGGAGAUAAGUUAGAACAGGUAAAGGCUGCAAGGAGAAUAACACUGCUUUCAGAUAUUGAACCAGACAACAAAUAUGUCAACGUGUUAGUCGAAUUGUUCUCGGCUGAUCAUAAUAAAGUAGACAAGAACUCAUACGUUCUUCGCGUUUGGGAUGGAACAGUCCCAAAGUGCAAUUCAUUUUUCUAUGGUUUACAAGAGGGUUUUAAUCCGGAAAAGACACAGACAAGAGAUAUACCAAAGUAUAUUGAAAAGAGAUUGAUGUACAUUAUUUUAUACGGAGGUCAUAUCCAGAAAGGAUUGGAAGCAAACCCAGGAAACGUCCUUAGAAUUACAAAUCUGAACCAGCGGCCGCUACCUCAAGAUACCUUGGACGAUCUUUUGUCGAAUGAAUCCAUCCCGAAAAAGUUGCAGCAUUCAACAAAACCCUGGGUUUGCUGUGCCCUAAGUGAAAAAAAUUCGUAUGGUAGAGGUUUAGAAAUCAUCGAUGAAAAUGGACUUGAAGCUUUAAAAUUGAAGGAGAAGCUUGCCGUAGUAAGUGAGACUGCAGAGGACAGUGACGAAAGCUCUAUCGAGAGCGGUGACGGAAACGUUGAUGUCCAAGACGAGAAUGAACAAUUAGCAAUGCAACAGUUCAGAGAUGAAUGGAGAAUUCAUAGAGAAAGCAGUGCUUCUAGCUUUGUUAGUCCUUGGCAUCUAGAUGAAGCCGAAGAACCUCAGGCUGCAAGAAUAUUGCCUCGUGCAGACAAUUUUGAACCUGUCUUAGAUAUUCAGUCGGCAGAUGCUAAUCGACCAGUUACAGAAAUACAAAGUACACAGCGAUCAAGAACAAAUGCAGAGCAACACUCUCAACCUUCUUCAUCGAGAAGAAGCCUUUUAGAUGACAUGGAAUUAGCACGCGAAUGGACAAGGUUAUCAGACAUCAAGCCAGACGGAAAAUGUAUCAACAUUUUGGUGCAAGUUGUGUCUGUUCACCUGUCUGUUUUUGACAGCAGCUGCUUGAUUCUUCGUGUUUGGGAUGGAACCCAGCCAAACUGUCAGUCGUUUUCCUAUGGACGAACCAAAGACUUUAAACAUGUGAACGAUGUUCCGAGGCAUGUCAAGAAAAGGUCGAUAUCAGUAAGUUUGCACGGGAACCAUGUUGCGAAUGGUUUGGAAGCAGUGCCAGGUGAUUUCGUGAAAAUACGACAGAUGAGACAAUGUGGAAUAUCUAAUGAGGAUCUAGAGGUGUCAUUGGCUAGGGGCUUCGUUCCUGAAAAGCGUAAAAGGUCGUCUUGGGUCUUCUGUGUUCUGGAGGAAGGAAGCUCCCAUGGCCAGGGCCUGGAAAUAGUCGACAAAAAAGAACAGGAUGCUUUGAAGUUAAAAAGACAACUUGCAGACGUGUUUGACGUAGGGGAAGACAGCGACGAAGAGAGAGAUAGAGGCAUUUUGGAAGAAGUUGAGGAAGGAAGAGUGGACAGAAAUAGGAAAAAACUUGAUGAAGGAACUGAAGACGAUACAGGGGACGAUACAAUAAGUGAGAGUUUGCUGAGCCCUGUGCUUCUAAAUACACUGGAUUGGGAUAUCAGUUUUAAUGAAUCGUUUGAAAAUCAAAUGGUCAUCAACGAACCUCAGGCUGCAAAAAUUUUGCCUCGUGCAGACAAUUUUGAACCUGUCUUAGAUAUUCAGUCGGCAGAUGCUAAUCGACCAGUUACAGAAAUACAAAGUACACAGCGAUCAAGAACAAAUGCAGAGCAACACUCUCAACCUUCUUCAUCGAGAAGAAGCCUUUUAGAUGACAUGCAAUUAGCACGCGAAUGGACAAGGUUAUCAGACAUCAAGCCAGACGGAAAAUGUAUCAACAUUUUGGUGCAAGUUGUGUCUGUUCACCUGUCUGUUAGUGACAGCAGCUGCUUGAUUCUUCGUGUUUGGGAUGGAACCCAGCCAAACUGUCAGUCGUUUUCCUAUGGACGAACCAAAGACUUUAAACAUGUGAACGAUGUUCCGAGGCAUGUCGAGAAAAGGUCGAUAUCAGUAAGUUUGCACGGGAACCAUGUUGCGAAUGGUUUGGAAGCAGUGCCAGGUGAUUUCGUGAAAAUACGACAUAUGAGACAAUGUGGAAUAUCUAAUGAGGAUCUAGAGGUGUCAUUGGCUCGGGGCUUCGUUCCUGAAAAGCGUAAAAGGUCGCCUUGGGUAUUCUGUGUCCUGGAUGAAGGAAGCUCCCAUGGCCGGGGCCUGGAAAUAAUCGACAAAGGAGAACGGGAUGCUUUGAAGUUAAAAACACAACUUGCAGACGUGUGUGACAUAGGGGAAGAGAGCGACGAAGAGAGAGACAGAGACAGUUCGGAAGAGAUUGAGGAAGGAAGAGUUGACGGAAAUAGAGAAGAACUCAAUGAAGGAACUGAAGACGAUACAGGGGACGAUGCAAUAAGUGAGAGUUUGCUGAGUCCUGUGCUUCUAAAUACACAGGAUUGGGAUAUCAGUUUUAAUGAAUCGUUUGAAAAUCAAAUGGUCAUCAACGAACCUCAGGCUGCAAGAAUAUUGCCUCCUGCAGACAAUUUUGAACCUGUCUUAGAUAUUCAGUCGGCAGAUGCUAAUCGACCAGUUACAGAAAUCCAAAAUACACAGUCGCUAAAUAGAACUGAAGAGCAAGCAAAUGUGGACGGCAAGUACUUGGGAUCGCCAGUGCGUGAGUAUUCUCUACAAUCCACAGUCAUGCCACAGAAGGAGAAUCACACACCUAGAAGGAAACAGAGACAACUGGAAAAUGAAGAGAGACACAGAUCGUCAGUGGGUAAAUAUUCACUACGAUCCAGAGCCACGCCACGGAAGGAGAAUCACACACCUGCAAGGAAACAGAGACAAUUGGAAGAUGAGGAGAGACACAGAUCGCCUGUGGGUAAAUAUUCACUACAAGCCACAGCCACGCCACGGAAGGAGAAUUACACACCUAGAAGGAAACAAAGACAAUUGGAAGAUGAGGAGAGACACAGCAUGUCAGUGGGUAAAUAUUCACUACGAUCCACAUUCACGCCACGGAAGGAGAAUCACACACCUGCAAGGAAACAGAGACAAUUGGAAGAUGAGGAGAGACACAGAUCGCCUUUGGGUAAAUAUUCACUACAAGCCACAGCCACGCCACGGAAGGAGAAUAACACACCUAGAAGGAAAAAAAGACAAUUGGAAGAUGAGGAGAGACACAGAUCGCCUGUGGGUAAAUAUUCACUACGAUCCACAUUCACGCCACGGAAGGAGAAUCACACACCUGCAAGGAAGCAGAGACAAUUGGAAAAUGAGGAGAGACACAGAUCGCCUUUGGGUAAAUAUUCACUACAAGCCACAGCCACGCCACGGAAGGAGAAUUACACACCUAGAAGGAAAAAAAGACAAUUGGAAGAUGAGGAGAGACACAGCAUGUCAGUGGGUAAAUAUUCACUACGAUCCACAUUCACGCCACGGAAGGAGAAUUACACACCUAGAAGGAAAAAAAGACAAUUGGAAAAUGAGGAGAGACACAAAUCGCCAGUGGGUAAUUCUUCACUACAAGCCACAGCCACGCCACGGAAGGAGAAUUACACACCUAGAAGGAAAAAGAAACAAUUGGAAAAUGAGGAGAGACACAAAUCGCCAGUGGGUAAUUCUUCACUACAAGCCACAGCCACGCCACGGAAGAAAAAUGGCAGACCUAGAAAGAAACAGAGACAAUUGGAAAAUGAGGAGAGUCACAGAUCGCCACUGCGCAAAUAUUCACUACAAGCCACAGCCACGCCACGGAAGAAAAAUGGCACACCUAGAAAGAAACAGAGACAGUCGGAAAAUGGGGAGAUAUACAAUUACCAGAUCAGAAGCAAAACUAACUCCCGCCGGUAUUACUUACGGCGGAGAAAAGAAGAACUUGCUCGGUGAUACAAAAGAUGUCUAUUGUAUAUAAAGUAAAAGCAUGGAAAUGUACUCUAGGGUACCGAAUAAGCAGGGGGUUUGGAUAGGCAGGAGACUGGAAAUAUUAGUCAAUAAGAGUUUUGAAACAGAAUGGAAUAAACUGGGGAGGGGGGUCGGAAUACAGAAAAGAAAUCGUGUUACUAAAGGAAACGCAACUAAACGUCUCUUCUAAUCGAUUAUUCUGCAUUUCCAAUAAGUUCAUCUUGAACUUCUGUACACUACUGCCGCGGGUUUAUGGUGGGAUCGCUUAGGAAAAUUUUCAAAAAAUUAUAAGUGGGGGGGGGGGGGGGUUGGAAGAGGUAAUUAUUCGGUACUCUAGGGUAACUGUAAAUACACUAAGUUUUGUUGAAUCUCAAAUGUUGAUGUUUUUGUUAAUGCUAAAACUAUUUUUGUUGAAUCGCCACAUCAUAUUGUUUUGUUGCUCAUUUGGAGUUCAGUUUCGUUCAAUGUUAUCGUUUUGUGUUUGUUUCGUUUUGUUCUGUGUGUUUAUCCUACAAUGAAAGCACACCAAAAACUAUGUAACUCCUUGUAGUAAAAUCUCUUGCAAAUUAUUAUUAUCAGAAAAUAUCAGUCUUUUUAAUAGCAUAUUGUUUAAAUGUUUUUUAUUUUUGGGCGUUCUCGGAUGGAAUCUGUCCCCGGGAAACGCCGCCCAAACUGAAUGUGCUGUCAAAGAACACGUAUUACAGUUGAUGAUACACAGUUCAUACAAUAAGAAACAAUCAAUCAAUGCCCGAAGUUCCAUACAAAACUUUAACAAGUAUUGUAAGAUGUUUUCUAGUAUUUGAUGCCUUGAUGCCUAUGUCUUCAGGCUUUCCAACUUGAAUUAAUAUUCGAAGACAGCUUUUUUCUCCCUUCAAAGAAAAAUUCUAACAUCCUGAGACUGACACAUUUUCAGUUUAGUCGUGGACUCAUUUUAUUCACGUAUAAAUGGGUCUUUUCAAAGUCAUUUAUUUUAUUUUGAAAUAUCAAUAGCUAUAGUUUAUAAACUCCUUUUUAUUUGUUUUAUAAGAUGUCGAUAACUAAAAUAAAUGAAAAUUGUUGUUUCCUUUUACCGUUGAAUUACUCUUUAUCGUAUUUCCUAUCGCUCAUCAUACAAUAUUUGCACUAAAUACUGACAGCAUAUUUCUGGAAACAUCAAGCACAAGGGCGCCGGAGCCACGGGGGCAGCACGGGGGCAGUACGGGGGCAGUACGGGGGCAGCAGAGUGCCCUUUUCAAGACGUUUUAUUCAAGACGCUUUUUGAAUCGAAAAGUUUUCAUGCAGUAAUCGAAAGUAUUCGUUUUAAAUGCAACGUACCGGCUGGUUGAAACUUUGUCCCAGUGGGCCCUUUUGCUUGUCCUAGUUAGUAACUUUUGAAUCAUCACUAGUAGGAAUCCUUAUAAAAUAUGGCGUAGCAAGGCAAAAAUUUCCUAGUGUCCGCUCCAGACCACCAAUCUUUUUUUCCUAGACAGGGCCAUCACCUUCAGUCAGGCUUCGCCACUAGCUAAACGAAGAUUCCCGAUUUGUUUUAGUAGCAAACUUUGAUACCUCAAGGUGCCCUUUCUGCGGUUCCUGCCCCCCCCCCCGCAUCACGAAGCUUCCGGCGCCUCUGAUAAAGCAUGCAAAAGAAUACGACGCAUCCGAGAGGUUGUGCAAUUUGUAUCAACAAAUAAGCAAUUUGUGAAAGUACUCAGUCUUGAUAACAUUUUGCUAAAAAGCAACCGAUGUUAAAAGUAUCAAAUUGUCAAGCUGGUUUGAGAAAAAGCACCAAGAUAAAGAUGAUAUUGUUUUCAUCAAAAUAUCGUUUCCAACGCCAGGCCUAGCAAGCUCUGGUGCUCUGACAUUUCCCUCUUCAUCCUUUUCACUUUUUCGGAAUAGACAUGCAAGCGCCAAAGGAAUUGAUCGUCUCCAAACUGCGGCUUAACUUCUUACAGACUUGCAGUAGGUCUUUAUCUGCAUAUUAGGUUAUUUCUUCCACGGGUUAUGUUACCCUGCAAAUCUUUUCAUGAAAAUCCUGUGAUAGCACAGGCCAUGAUAACAGCAUUCCCCAUAGCAAAAAAUCCCCAUAGCAAAAAACCCUCUUCUUGAGAAUGAUUAUGAUGUAAAUUUGAGUUAUACAGUUAUACACAAAAAACCAAAUUUGAGUUCCACGUUAUUGACACCUUCCAGUUGGGUAAAGUUUUUGGCAAAUUCAAAACCUCAAAGGGUUGUGGUCCUGAUGGCAUUUCUAGCUGUUUCCUGAAAAUUGCACUUCCGGUUAUCUCAGAAUCUCUUUGCGAUAUUUUCAAUCUUUCAAUUGCUACUGGUUGUUUUCCUGAUAGCUGGAAAAUUGCCAGAGUAGCCCCAAUUUUUAAAAAUGGCCAACCUAACGAUCGAUCUAACUACAGAACUUUAUAUGUCCUGCCUGUUUUAGCCAGGGUAUUUGGAAAACCUAUCUUCAACCAGCUGUACGAUUACUUGGAGGAAAACAAACAUUUAUCUUCAAAACAAUCUGGCUUCAGAGCUCUUCAUUCUGUUGUCACUUGCCUUUUUAACAACACAGAUGACUGGUAUGUGAACAUGGACAAUGGCAGAUACACUGCAAAUAUUUUCAUUGAUCUCAAAAAAGCAUUUGACACUUAGACCAUGGCAUUUUACUUGCGAAGUUGAGAAAGUAUGGUGUUGAAAACCUAGAACUUACUUAGUUUACGUCAUAUCUAACCACAAGAAAGCAAUUCUGCAAAGUAAAUCGGGUAUGUUCUAAAUCCGAAGAUAUUCACUGUGGGGUCCCCCAUGGUUCAUGUGUUGGCCCUCUAUUGUUCUGAUUUAUAUCAAUGAUCUUCCGUUCUCUCUGAAAAAAGGUAGAAUAAAAGAAUGUACGGCGACGACACCAGUAUUUCUUACUCUUCUUCGAGCUUAGCAGAUAUAAAUAAAACUCUAAACAGUGAACUGAACGAUUUGAAGCAAUGAUUGCAGGAUAAUAAACUUUCUUUGAAUGUUCUAAAAAUACAAGCUCUGAAUAUAGCUCCCAGCCCAGAAAUAAGAAAACUACUGAUAAAACAGUUGAUCAUCCACAGUUUUUUAUUGGUGGCUCUCAAGUUGUAAAUGUUGACCGAACAAAGUAUCUGAGUGUGAUAAUCGAUAGAGGCUUGAAUUGGGAAGAACACGUUAACAGUCUCCGUACCAAAGUUUCUCGUGCAAUCGGAUUUUUGAAAUAUUCCAGAAAUUUUUUACCUCAAAACACGUUGAGUAAAACGUAUUAGGGUAUUAUCAAGCCACAUUUUCGGUUCGGUUCUGAUGCCAAACAGGCACCUUCUCUUGCCACCUUUAAGAGAAGAAUAAAAAACUAACUAUGAACGACCAUUCCUAUUUCGUAGUAUCUAUCUUCUUACUUAUUAAUGUUUUUGUCAUAGCCCCCUGAAAAGCAGUUCUCAUGGACUGGACUGAUGGAACCAUAUCAUAAUAGCCAAUGACUGCACAUAGUUCAUUUGUGUUUCCACUUGGCUUCACUCAUUGCAUGAACCAAAAACGCCCCCUUAUCGCCCUUUCUUCCUGCUUUAGCCCCAGUAUCAAGGUAAAUAUAAUUAAGAGUCAAUUUCAAGAAACAAACCCUUCCGGCAGAGAAAUUUUCUUCGCAAUUUAUAUUCUAAAUAAAUUGUAUUUGAUAAGCAAGAAUAAAUUUGCUAUUCACAAUUCUUAGACGCUGCAAUGUCUUUCAAAGUACCUGAUAAUUCUAUUUCUUGCUUGUAUAAAUAUAAUGCUAUCGGGGAUGAGCAAUGCUAUUUGUGAUGCCUUCGUGUUACUGAAUCUAUAAGCUGGCGCUUUGCAAGAGAUGGGAGGGUCAAAAACAUGUAUUACUCCCUCAUACUUGCAAUGCAAGUGGGUAAUGCGAAACCUUGAUAGAAAUAGUGGCCUGUCCUUAAUUAGAAUCCUAUAAAGAUUUUGAUAAUCUGAAUAC